GGGAAUGCAGUGGGAAGAAAGCUGCUCCUCUGGGAAUGCAGUGGGGAAGAAAGCUGCUCCUCUGGGAAUGCAGUGGGCGAAGGCUGCAGUGGUGUUCCAAAAAUCAGAUUGUAUCCAGGUAGGACUGCUUGGCUCCUCCCCCUGGGUGGAGCAUCUCCCAAUGCGAUGAUAGAAUUAUAUCAGACCUUUUAUCCGAAAGUGACACUGCAGUGACACUCAAUGGCCCAUUAACAGAAGGUAUUUCCUAGAGAGAGAACUGGUUGCGGAAGAGAUAAAGAAAACUGCCCCACCUGGUUUUAACAAAUGGUGAUAAAAUACACACUUCUGGUUACAUCUUGCAUUGCAACCUAAGACAAGUGGGUUUCUUUUCUUCUCUGAUACAAAGUCUUCUCAAGAGCAAGCAAUUGCCAAAAUCCCAGAGGAGAGCAAAUAUCCUGUAGGGGCCUCAGUUGUACCACAUGCAAACAUCUGAGAGGCUCAGUACUUGAGCUCGGAUGUUAGUGGGGAAAAUCCGUGCUCCUCUCUGCUGGUUGCCUGUUAAUGCUGAUUGAGUGUCUCUCAUUUCUGACAGGAGUCACUUUCAGAGAAUACAGAACUCUAUAAACUGCUCCCUCUGUGUUUCAGAGCUCCUCAACUGAAAGCAUUCAUGCAGCAGUGAUGUAGCAUUUAUCACUGUACAGAGUAACCACUGCUUUCUAAUACAAGUUUCCACCUAACUGGUCUUUCUGAGCCCCCAGCUGGCCAAACAGCUUCCACUGCUGGUGUGGGAGGAUGGAUUAUAGGAGGAGACAGUGCUGAAGGCAAUCUCACCCCUGAGGAGUUGCAGCUGGACUAAUUACCAAAGAGUAGGAAUAGACCUGCCCUUAAUAGAGCACAGCUGUGUCCAAUAAGGCCUGCCCAUAGUAGGGCACAUCUGUGUCCAAUAAGGAUGGUCCAGUGAGGAUGGAUGUUAUAAAAGAAUAGGUUAGCUGAUCAAGACAGAGUUGGAGUCAGUUGGCUGUGCAGCUGUGAGGAGUAAGGGUCAGAUGGUUGUGCUAGGGACAGAAGGGGUCAGGUGUUCAUGUUAGGGACAGUAAGGGUCAGUAUGUGCUGCUAGGGACAGAUGGGGUCAGGCACUUGUGCUCGGGACAGGAAGUCAGCCAGCUGAGCAGAAGAAAAAGAAAAGGGUCAGGGUUGCGAGAAGCUGUCUAUGAGAACUCACAGAGAGGUGGUCUGAAAGUCUUGCAGUAAGAUAAUAACCUAACAGUGACAGUCAGUUCCCAUCCACCGUCAGCUGGUGCCAAGCACCAUCGCCAACAAUUAGUGGCCUGUAUAGGGAUGAGUUCUGACAUGGUGGCUCUUUAGGAUUCAGGAGCUUGUGGAACAAGGAAUAACAGACACAAAUGGCUUUGACUGAAAAGGUCUGUAUGAUUGUUUUCUUGAAAGAAAGCAUAAAGUAGUUGAAACCUAUUCAAGAAAGAAGAAUUUGGCUCAAAAAGCACACAAGAUAAGCACUUGUAUAACUUUGGCUAAUACCCUAAACUAAAGCUAUUUGAAAGGGGUUUUCUUCUGAGUGGUGUGAAGAAUGAAGAGUAAUAUGGUUAAAACGGAUUUCCCUUAUACAAGUGAUAUGAAAGGUGAAUAUUUCAUUCGUUUUAAAUCAAGUCAUCCUGCUGUCAUUAGAAAUCUCGGAGGUUCAGUCUUGUAGAAGGAUUUAAAGGCAGCACUUCAAUAAUAAUCGGAUUAGAAGGACUUGCAUAGCUCCAUGGUCUAAAAACAAGAUAAAAGAAACCAGAGUUCAAACUUGCCACAAAGCAAGGCAGUGAGUUGUGUGGUGCAGAAUCAACCCACGGUUCUGAGCCAGUGAUUUUGGCAAUCACCUGAAGCAGGGAUGCCUGCAGACUUCAAUGGGUACUGGAAAAUGGUCAGCAAUGACAAUUUUGAGGAGUAUCUGAAAGCACUGGAUGUAAAUGUUGCUGUAAGAAAAAUAGCAAACUUACUAAAGCCCGACAAGGAAAUCCUUCAAAACGGGGAUCAUAUGAUCAUUAAAACACUAAGCACUUUUAGAAACUACAUCAUGGAAUUUGAUGUAGGGAAGGAGUUUGAGGAGGAUUUGUCUGGGGUGGAUGAUCGCAAGUGCAUGACUACUGUGUCUUGGGAUGGAGAUAAGCUGCUCUGUGUACAGAAUGGAGAGAAGGAAGGCCGUGGCUGGACCCAGUGGAUUGAAGGAGAUGAAAUGCACUUGGAAAUAAGAGUUUGUGGAGUCACAUGUAAGCAGGUCUUUAAGAAGGUGCAGUGAGCUACUGCUGCUACAGGAGUGAAGAACAAUAGAAUUUACUGACUUGCCAGCUCCAAAUGCUAGUACUGAGCAUCGUCAGCAGCAAGAGCAAACACAGAGAUGAAUAUUACAUUAGAACCAUAUAGCUGGAAUAAAAUAUUUUUAGGAAAUUGAAAAAAAUGACUACAAAUAAAACUAUUUUUAGAAAUGCCAAUUAAAGAUACUAAAUUCUCUAAA
Molecule: messenger RNA, 2494 nt
Organism: Taeniopygia guttata (zebra finch)
Lineage: Eukaryota; Metazoa; Chordata; Aves; Passeriformes; Estrildidae
Gene: RBP1
Product: retinol binding protein 1
Biological process (GO): vitamin A metabolic process; retinoic acid biosynthetic process
Cellular component (GO): cytosol
Molecular function (GO): lipid binding
Source: RefSeq, a predicted model, not a curated record